AGUGCGGCUGCAGACCGGGCAAAACCCAGCUGGGCUGGAAAGCCAUGCCCAAGUACUGCCGGGCUCCGAACUGCUCCAACACUGCGGGUCAGCUGGGCGCGGACAACCGCCCUGUGAGCUUCUACAAGUUCCCGCUGAAGGAUGGCCCCCGGCUGCAGGCCUGGCUGAGGCACAUGGGCCGUGAGCACUGGGUGCCCAGCUGCCACCAGCACUUGUGCAGCGAGCACUUCGCCCCCUCUUGUUUCCAGUGGCGCUGGGGCGUGCGCUACCUGCGACCCGACGCCGUGCCCUCCAUCUUCUCCCGAGCGCCGCCUGCUCAGAGGCAGCAGAGUUCCCGAAGCACGGAGAAACCCAUCAUGGCUCCGCCUCUGCAGGCGACCCCAUCCUUGGCCCCUGGGCCCGUACAGCUCUUGGUGCUGGGACCAGCCUCCGGGGCCCCCGAGGCUCCAGCCACCGUGUUCCUGACGCCCCUGUCGCUUCAGCCGGCUCCUGCGGGGCCGCGCCCUGGACCAUCGGCCCAGCAACCCCGGGCCGGGCUGGGCGCGGCGCUGGGCGCGCUGCAGCGGCGGGUGCGGAGGCUCCAGCGGCGCCACGAGCGGCACCAGGCGCGGCUGCGGGCCCUGGAACAGCUGGCGCGGCAGCUGCAGGCGCGGGCGCACUGGGGCCGGCUGUGUGCGCACCCCUAUUCUCUUCUAGGGGGUUCCCAAGUGGCACUAGAGGUAAAGAACCUGCCUGCCAACGCAGGAGAACUCCCUCGACCUGAGGAAUCCCAAGCCUUCACCAUCAUCUGUGGAGGGCCUGACAUUGCUGUGGUCCUUGCCCAUGGUCCUGCACCUCCCACGCUGGAUGCCAAGCCUGAGCUCCUGGACACUCAGACUCCCAGUGCAUAAGGACCAGGACAGAUAAUGUCGUGGGAAGGAUGACAGAAGACAGAGGAAGAGACACACAUCACACAUAGGCCUGGCCCGCAUGCCUGGGGCAUAGCACUGCCUCCCUCAAAGGCCUGGCUCCCACCACCUCCUCCUAGGAACCCCUUGAACUUUAGGGCUGACCUGGGCCCAAGACCUCUGUCAGCA
Budorcas taxicolor (takin) is the source of this 1076-nucleotide messenger RNA. RefSeq names its product THAP domain containing 8 (gene THAP8). Lineage: Eukaryota; Metazoa; Chordata; Mammalia; Artiodactyla; Bovidae. The record is from RefSeq and is a predicted model, not a curated record. The transcript has 5 exons. Bases 45 to 890 code for a protein of 281 amino acids.